UUGUUCCUUCAUUGUGCUCGUUGUUUGCCAUUAUACAAAAUAAUUAUGUUUUAUGAUGUGACAACGCUGUGAUUAAGGUUUGGUUAGGUUUAGGCACAAAAACACUUGGUUAGGGUUAGGAAAAAAUCAUGGUUUUGAGUUAUGAUCACUCUCGCGAGAUGUUUCACAAAUCCAGGGUUACCAUGUAGUCACGACCAGGAAGAGAGAAAUGACAACAGUAUGAGGAGGAAGAUGCUGCAGCUGUGACACCUUUUCACUCUUUCAUUCUUAUUUACUGAAAGCAUCAACAAUGACUUCAGUUAUUAAAGACACACAAAGCAUAAAAGAAGCGGUGACUUUCAUCAACGCGAUUGAUGUGAACAAGUUCUCCAGAUUAAUCUCCCGCAUCAUACAAAAGCUUCAUCUGAAGGGAGAGCGGACAUUCAGUGAAGAGGAGGAGCAAAAACUUCAGACUGCUCUCUCAUUGGAUAAACAGGCUCUGAACUUGGUCCUGGAAACUGCUGCCUUUAUUCUAGAGCAGGCAGUGUAUCAUAAUAUAAAGCCGGCGUCUCUGCAGCAGCAGCUGGAGGCUGUUCAUCUAAACCCAGACAAGGCUGAGGUGUUUUCUCAAACCUGGGCCACCUCUGGGCCUGAGCUGGUGGAGGGGCUAAAGCACAAUAUCUUUGCUCCAAAGAAGCUGGAUUAUGUCGGCUGGCAGCUGAACCUGCAGAUGGCCCAGUCCAGCCAAGCCAGACUGAAGUCUCCCAGUGCUGUCCUCCAACUCGGACUCCGCAACGAAGACUCUGAGGGAUACAGAGAGAGGCACGGAGACUGCGGGCAGAGCCGACUCUUAAUAAAUGUCGGUCCACAGCUGGGCUACGGAUGGACAGCUCACUGAUGGGCUGUUUAAAACAAGGCGUCGCUUAAUGCAAGAGGAGACAGUAGCUGAGGCGAAGUUACAGAGAGAGAUAAAGAAAAGGAAUACAUCAAGAAAGCGUGAUGCAUCUUGCCAGCGAGAGACGGAGAGGAAGAUGAGGGAGGGACAGGGAGGUAGAAUCACCUCAACAGGAAGGAGACAGAGAAAGACAUCCCCUCUCACUUGCGCAGCCUGAGGGCAGUGAUUGUGAAACAGCAUGAAGUGUGUGACAGGAGGGAGGUCACAGACAGGCAGCAUUGUGUGUGUGUGUGUGUGUGGGCAUACUUGUAUUUUGGUGACCGAGUGUGUGUUGCUUACCAUCACGUUAGUGUGAGUCUCUGUAUGUACGCUUGCGUGCUUGUGUAUAUACAUGCCCAUGAGUGUACAGAAUGUGUGGAGCCUGUCGUAUGUCUGUGUGUGGGGUAGUUAGAGGUGUGUGUAUGUCCUGGUGUGUUUUCAGGAAUUCAUCCUGUCAGGCCUGGAACCCGCUGCCUCGUCCUAUCGCCUCUCUCCACACAGAACAAUACAAAAGCCCCAGUUUGUUUAUUGUUUUGCCUGCCUUGUUUUUCUUUUGAUUGUUGUCAAAAUCCCCACUGUCUCCCCUGGCGUAGCAGCAUGCACUCCACUCUUCUAUGCUAUUAUUUACUCCCCAAGGUUUUUAGAGUUUAGAUAGAACGAGAGCAGUAUCAAAAGGGCCGUCGAAAAAAAAAGGAAGAAAUAGUUGAGAGGGAUGAAAUAUUCAGAGUGAUGUGAUGUUCUAGGACAAUAAAGUUCCAGGUGUUUUGACUAAUCAGGAUAUUAGAAAGACUGAGUGACAUGUUGGCUCCUAUGCAUGUCGUUGGGAGGCCCCUUACGGUACAGGAAGAGUUUUCCAUCAUGUCAUUUCUUCUCACAGAGGUUUGGAAAAGUCUUCUCUUCUUCUUUUAAAAUUUAUUUCGGAGACUAGAAUUGUGUCUGUGUGUGUUCGUGUGGGCGUGCAUGUGUGUGCACAUAUCUACUUGUUCUCAUUUCUGUUAUAAAUACCGGGGCUGAUUGACAGUUUCUAGUGUUUGGGUUUGACAGCUCUGUUUUGUUGUAGUCGACAGGCUUUUAGUGAAUGGCUGACGUUUUGAGGUUCCAUGUCCGUCACUGUGUGAUGGCUACAGGGCACCGUUGUGGAUGUGGAUACCAAGUUCAUUACGCCACCCUUUCAGCAUCAAUGCACAAUGCAUAUGUGGCUCCUACAGGCUGUUUUUCAAAAGGUCAUGGGAAGAUUCAACAUACUACAAAACAACUACAAAGUAUUGAUUUCUUUUUGUUGUUGUUGACUGGCGUGUUACAGUUUUGUGCAAAGCUACUGGCUGCUUUUUUUUAAAAAUAAUUCUGGCACAUAAGAUGAGUUGAAUAUUGUGGACUUUUAUCAAAAGAAAAAUCUGUUCAUUGAACAUCAGGGUGCAUUUUUUGUGGUAUAUUUAUUCAUACUCAUAUAAAUCAAUAUGUGACCAAACACACUGUAGUUGAUGGGACAUUGUGUUGAAAUAUCUCCUGCAAUCAACAGCUACAAUCAACUCAAGUCAAAGACUUCACACUCAUCAUUUUGCUAAUCAUAUGGGGGAAAUCCACCACUGGCAAGGCAAUUUCUUUACUUCCAGCAGCUUCCAUAGAUGACAAAGCAAUGCAGUUUCCAAAAUCUUGAUUGUGCAGUAAAGGGCAGGAUUUCAAUCCUGGUGCUUGGGGAUGUUGCAAAACAUUCUGGGAAUUGUGGGAAAUCAGAAACUGAAUAAAUGGAAUUGAGAAAGGUUAAGGGAAAGUGGUUAAACCAAAUAAGUAAAUUACAACACUUCUGUGAGUACACUGAAAAUGCAAAUUGAGUUUUUAAUAUUCUUCCUCUCAAUUAACAAUGAAAUAAAAACACAAGAAUGAUAGACUCUUAUGUAAAUGAAUACACAUAAUCUUCACACCAAUCAUAAUUAGGAUUUUGAAAAAAUUGUGUUAGAAUGAAACUUCAAAGUGACAAUAUUUAACAGAGUAAUGCUACACCUUUUAGAGGCUGGAUUUGUCUUCACCAGAUGUGAACGUAUGUAUGUAUUGUUAGAGAAACCUUCACAGUAAUUCAUGAAACAAGAAAACACGAGAUCCAAA
Messenger RNA from Thunnus maccoyii (southern bluefin tuna), 3016 nucleotides. It is a transcript of the gene commd10, whose product is annotated as COMM domain containing 10. The transcript is spliced from 6 exons. The record is from RefSeq and is a predicted model, not a curated record. The coding region runs from base 290 to 877 and encodes 195 amino acids. Lineage: Eukaryota; Metazoa; Chordata; Actinopteri; Scombriformes; Scombridae.